Molecule: messenger RNA, 1047 nt
Organism: Ipomoea nil (Japanese morning glory)
Lineage: Eukaryota; Viridiplantae; Streptophyta; Magnoliopsida; Solanales; Convolvulaceae
Product: cytochrome P450 76C1-like
Exons: 3
Coding region: 1-1047 (348 amino acids)
Molecular function (GO): monooxygenase activity; heme binding; iron ion binding
Source: RefSeq, a predicted model, not a curated record
AUGGGAAAAAGGUCCGCAAACAAAUGUUAUACAUGGGAUGGUGACCUAUCUGGUUUACAAACAACCAUCAAGCAAAAAGAAUCACGACACCAACACAUGGGACACAUAAAUUUUCAUGACAUCAAAGGGGACCAAGGAAUAUUCCGAGGUUAUUCACCAAAUAGUAGGGCUUUCAGUGUAGACAGUGGAAUGGAAUCCAUGAAUGUGGUUAUUGAUGACACAAUUUCAACAAUAACCACUAAUGAUGACGAAAGUCCAAGAGUUGUUGAAACAACUGUUCCAACACCUCUGACUACUGUUAUGCAGGAUCACAAAAUAGAAACAGAACCAGAUGAAGAUAAAAGAGAUCUCAAUCAAGGAAUAAAGACUAAAGUAAAGAAACAAGAUUACCGCAAAAUGGAAGAAGGAUACUACUACUACUACACCUCCAAGUUUGAACCCAAAAACAUUGAUGAAGCUCUAAACUUUAUAACAAAAUUACUUUAUAAUCCAGAAAUAAUGAAAAAGGUCCAAAAAGAAUUAGAGGAAAUUGUUGGAAUGACAAGCAUUCUUGAAGAGGUCCAUCUACAAAAGCUCAAAUAUUUGGAUGUUGUUGUAAAGGAGACAUUUCGUUUAUACAAAGCAGUGCCACUUCUAAUCCCCAAGUGUCCAAGUCAAACUACACAAGUGGGUGGAUACACUAUCCCUAAGGAUGCAAGGGUUUUUCUAAACAUGUAUGCAAUACAUAGAGACCGUAAACUUUGGGAUAAUCCAUUCCAGUUCAGCCCUAAGAGGUUCCUUAACGAAACCUUUGGUUUAGACUAUACUGGCAAUGAUUAUAGGUUUCUGCCAUUUGGAUGGGGCAGGAGAAUUUGUGGUGGAAUUUCCUGGGCGAAGAAAAUGCUAAUUUAUAUUUUGAGUUCGAUGUUGCACUCUUUUAACUGGCAUUUUCCUGAAGGUGAAAAGAUGGACUUAUCAGGUGGGUUAAUUGGACUUGUCAUCAAGAAAAAUACUUCUCUAGUUGCUAUUCCAGUACCGAGGUUAUCUAAUUCCGAGCUUUAUCAAUAA